Messenger RNA from Maniola jurtina (meadow brown), 1034 nucleotides. RefSeq lists its product as uncharacterized. The transcript is spliced from 3 exons. Lineage: Eukaryota; Metazoa; Arthropoda; Insecta; Lepidoptera; Nymphalidae. The record is from RefSeq and is a predicted model, not a curated record. The coding region runs from base 183 to 533 and encodes 116 amino acids.
AAUUUCAGUUUCAUUCUUCCCAUGCUCCAGUUCACUGUUCUGCGAUUUAUAAAUAAAACUGUUUGAUUGGUUAUACGUCCUAAUAAUAAAACGUUUUCAUAAUAAACCCGCUACCGCAGUGCAGUUUAGAGACGUAAAACGAAAAGUACUUGUGUUCCAUUGUAUUUUAUUUUCGAACAGAAAUGAGCAAAGAAUCAGAACAGAUGUUCGAAGAAGAGGAAUACGUAGAUGUACGCUCUCUGCCGCUGAAGCCACCACAGCCGGCGCCGCCCCAGGACAAGCCUGUCCGUCGUGUGUGGCAUCCUGUCAUGUGGGACAACUCUGGCGCCGAACCGCCCACAGCCGAUAAUUCAGAUGAAGAACAGAAAAAUGCAGCAAGGUCGAGAUCUAGGGAGUAUCCACACAAACAGCGCAUACGCAACUUGAAAAGACUGAUUGCAGAAGGAAAAGUCAAGCCCAGUUCUGAAACUCUGAUAUUCUUCCUAUGCAAUAAAUUCGCAAUAUCAGAGGAAAGGCAAUCUAAAUUUACCUAACAAAAAAAAUAACUAUGUAAUUUUUGUACGUUUAACUAAUUAAAAUUGCCCUUUAUGGUUAGAUGAAAUAUUCGCGAGUGGGUGUUUAGCAUGUCCGCGAUAAGGAAGCCUUCAAACUGAAGUGCGUUGUAAGCGGCAUCACGCUUCAGUUUGAAGGCAAGAUUAUAUUAAUUAUUAUUAAUAAUAUUUUUUUGAAAUAAAUCAACAUGUACUAGAUUUUAAUAACAAAAUUGUUUAAUCACUUAACUAUUUUCCUAGUCUUAUGGUGGAUUUGUAUUAUUUGUAAACAAUUUUGAAAUAAAUAAAUUAUACCUAGUGUUUAUUUAAAAAAAUAUUUAGAACAUUGGAAUAAACAAACAUUAAUUAAAGAACGUAUUUUUAAAAUACAGGGGGUUUCUCCGCAUUUGAGUUUCUUUUCUGCUCCGAUAUUUGUAAUGAACGAAUAUGCGUGGGGUAGAAAUAUAAAAGAAAAUAUAAAUCUAUCUUCUUAUUAUUAUUAUU